This is a messenger RNA of Conger conger (European conger), 2669 nucleotides long. Its product is annotated as syntaxin-11-like. Gene Ontology annotation, molecular function: SNARE binding; SNAP receptor activity. Bases 905 to 1789 code for a protein of 294 amino acids. Gene Ontology annotation, biological process: exocytosis; intracellular protein transport; synaptic vesicle fusion to presynaptic active zone membrane. The record is from RefSeq and is a predicted model, not a curated record. Gene Ontology annotation, cellular component: plasma membrane; synaptic vesicle; endomembrane system. Lineage: Eukaryota; Metazoa; Chordata; Actinopteri; Anguilliformes; Congridae. The transcript has 3 exons.
AAAAGGGUAUCCUCAUUUUCAUAACCUAGUCUCCUUCUCCUAUUUGAAAGUAUGGGGGCAGGAAAUGCGAGUGUAGGAAAGAAGGGUGUAUUUUUUUCCGAGUAUUUGGAGUAUUUCGCGCGCAAAUAACGAUGAACUUCCUUGACAGGCCAUUGUUACACCAGCGUGCGACCACUUCAGCAACCGUCAAAACGUUCUGAAAAUAAAUAAAUAAGUUGCAUCCUCUUUUCCUACACUCGCGGGGGAAGAGAGGAGUGGAGAAAAGAAGAAUAGAUUUUUGUCGAGCACUUCACUCUGGAAGUUUCCGGAAGUUUAGAACUAAUAGCAACAGAUUAGCAAACUAGCUAGAGAUAGCUACAGAUGAAAAUACAUUCAAGAAAAACUGCGUGCGAAGAAAUAGCCUAUGCAGAUACAAUGAAUCUGUGGUAGACUGAGCUGAACCCGCCUGCUGUUUGCAGUCUUUCAGGCGUCCCGAGGGAAGGAAAUCACAUCGGGCUGGGAGCACCCCCUAUAGGCAUCACGGAUCGCAGGUGUGUCUAAUUAUUCCGAGUAGCCUGGCCUCUCGUCCGUGCAGUCAGUUAAAAUCUGGGUCCUUUGCCGGCUUGCAGUAGCAUUCCUCGGCUCUGAUGACACGUAGGCUUGAAAACGGUUUGCGUUUGUGACACGGGAAAAGUGCCCUCCCUCCAUAGAUUAUCAACAAUAUAUCAUCAGCAGCUCCACCCCGCACGCGGCCAAAAGCUGUAAAUUCCAUAUUAUUUAUAGAAGCAAAGUAAAAUAAAACGGUCUGCCUCCUGUCCUAAAUAUACAUGAGUGUACCACGUUCCCUGAAUUAAGGUGAAAGCGGACCCUGCGGCUCUCUGGGACCCGGGUUUGGCGACCCCCCGGUCUUAGGCCGUCAGGUGGGAUGAGGGACCGGCUCGGCGAUCUGUGGGCGGUCGCUCAGGACUCCGGAGAGGACGGGUUCGACGGCGGCGCAGGCGGGCAGGAGCCGGGCGACCCGCUGGCGGCGGCGUUCGAUGAGGACGGCGCCGUGGAGCGGGUUUUCCAGGAAGUGCAGUCCCUGCGACGGGAAAUCGCUCUGCUCGGGGUGGACGUGAAGAGGCUGGGAAUGCAGAACACGCGAUUCCUCACCUCUGUCCGUCGCAUCAGCGCCAUCAAGCGUGACGCCAACUCCAUCGCCCGGGACGUCCGCGUGCGCGGGGAGUCGGUCCACGGCCGGCUGCAGAAGCUGGAGGCGCUCCGCCGGCAGCUGGAGGGGCAGCGCGGCGUCGCCUCGGCCUCGGCGCGAAUCGCUCGCUCGCAGCACGCCUCCGUCGCGCGGGCCUUCCGCGACGCCAUGUUCGCCUACGCCCGGGCCGAGGCGGCCCAGCGGGAGCACUGCAAGGCCCGCAUCCAGCGCCAGGCGGCCAUCGUGGGCCGCCGGGUCACGGGCGAGCAGAUCGAGGAGAUGAUCGAGACCGGCCGCUGGAACGUCUUCUCCGGGAACCUGGUGGCGACGGAAGGCCGGAGCGCGCGCGCGGCCCUGGCCGAGAUCGGGAGGAGGCGCAGGGAGCUCCUGGAGCUGGAGGGGAGGGUGCGGGAGAUCCACGACCUCUUCCUGCAGAUGGCCGUGCUGGUGGAGGAGCAGGGGUGCGCUCUGGAGAACAUCGAGGCCAACGUCUGCUCCACGCAGCACCACGUCGGCAAGGCCCGGACGUGCAUCAGGAAGGCCGUCCGGUGCAAGAGGAGGAACCCCUGCAGGAAGAUGUUCUGCUGGUGUUGCCCCUGUUUCGAUCGUCCAUUACAGUGAAUAUUGUGCGUGUGCGUGUGAGGUCGCGUUGAGUUUUUUUGAGCGUGGUUCAUUCAGCAGCCCUUCCUCUGUCCGGAUCACGAGACCUGAUAGAUGGAAAGACACAUUAGUGGAAUGCCGAGAGGUUGUCAUAUGGAAAGUCUAGUUUUUUUUCCUCCUGGAAGGGUUUUAGUUUGGCCAACUGACCGUACACUUGAUUGUUAGGGUUCUGUGGAUGAGGAACCAUGUCUGAGAUUUCUUUGAUAGCCAGUGUGUGACAUUAGACACAGAUGUAUUUCUCACUGGUUGUUUGUUGACAUUUCCUGCAUAUUUGCCAGAUGCAAGAUAUUUUGAAUGGAUGCGCUUCAGCGCUUGAUGUCAGUUGUGAAUGCUGGUGCUGGUGACAAUGCAUACACUGUCCACUCAAAUAAUAACCUUCACUGUGCUUCCUUAACCUUAGGACUAGAACCAGUACAAUGCAGUACAAGUUGUUCACUUCAGUUUUAGCACAGUUUUCAAUUUCGCUGUUGUAUUGUUGGAGCACUUUUUUUUGUAGUUCCAUUUUAUUAGGUAUCAUAAUGAAAUGCACUCAGAUUUGAGGUGCUUGCAUGCCAUUUGCAUCCCGCAACGGUUUCAAAUGUCCAUGUCACAAGGUAUUAUGUAAUGAAGGAUAAAGAUGAAAGAACUGUUCUCUCUGAAUGCCAGGAAGCCCUGACUUUCUCUGAAUAAGACUGCAAAAUCUGUGGUUUGUUAUGCGAAUAUGUCAUUUCAAAAUGUGUAGUUAAAAUAUGAGCUGGAUCAUUACAUUUUGUAAAUUGAUAAUAAAAGAUAUAUUUUUUACACUACCUGCCCAUUCCUGAGAAAUUCAGCUCAUCCUGGUAAGGGCCUGAUAAUGAUUUGU